This is a messenger RNA of Lichtheimia ornata, 1161 nucleotides long. RefSeq lists its product as uncharacterized. The coding region runs from base 1 to 1161 and encodes 386 amino acids. The record is from RefSeq and is a predicted model, not a curated record. NCBI's taxonomy places the organism in Eukaryota, Fungi, Mucoromycota, Mucoromycetes, Mucorales, Lichtheimiaceae. The transcript is spliced from 4 exons.
AUGUCGGCCUUGGAGGGUGAUGCUGUUAUCAACCCAUCAUCAUCUGUGGAUCUUUUCAAACCAUCCAAGCAAGUUACAAGCACACGGUCACCACCAAAGUUGCUUCGAGGAAUGGCUAUGCAUAAAGCCAUGCAGCAUGUGUACGGCUUACCGUCACCAAGUUCUACUACUACUACAGCAGCAACAACAACAUCAUCAUCAUCACCAUCCAUUGACGAGCUUUGUGAAGCUCUCAACAUGUUGGAUCUCUACGACCAAGAUACGGAAGUGCCAGAUGCAAUUCCUGACACUCCUGAGUUGCGAGAAAUCGCAGAGGAUGAAGGCACAGAUGCCUCGGAGCAACAAGUCCAAGAACUUGCAGACAUCCCAAUGGCAUCUCCAUUACCAUCGCCACCAUUCUUUCCAUUGCCAUUGCCACCACCACCACCAUCACCACUGCCACAGCAACAACCAAUUUUGUAUACCCAAGUGAUGCCACAGCCAACCAUCACCAUUCAUCCGGAGGCCACACCGGAAGUAGUAGUAGCAGCAGUAGUCGCAGCAGCAUCAUCAGCACCAGCGGCAUCAGCAAUACCUGUUGCAUCCAGCACAGGUAGCAGCAACAACAACAACCGAUCACGGUUACAGUUCCGAAGGCCCGUCAUAAGGCCUAGAAGUCGCCUUCGAUGGCAGAGACCAAGUAGGAGGCAACCACCUCCACUUCCAAGACCGCCACCAUCACCACCAAGGCCACCACCAUCACCAUCAAUAUCACCGCCACCAUCAUCACCACCAUCACCCGCAUCCUCAUCCUCAUCCUCAUCCUGGGGAUAUGAGUAUAGGCCGAUAGCAUGCCCAAGAAGACGGCUUCAACGGCCAGAGACAACAACAACAACAACAACCUCAUCACCUAUACCAUCACCAUCAUCGCCUAUACCAUCAUUAUCAUCAUUAUCACCCAUACUGCCAAUGGAAUCAUCAUUAUCACCUAUAUUACCAUUGGCAUCAUCAUCAUCCACAUUGCUUUUUACCGAAGCAGAGCUAGCACCACCAUCACCAAUUUUGUCUGAAGAUGCUGCACAAGCAGAUUCAUUCAUGGGCGGAGACGAUAUCCUUGCAGAGAUCAUGGGGACCGAUCUUAUCGAUCCCUUUGAUGAAGUAGUCUUCGAUGAAGACGCAUAG